Molecule: messenger RNA, 2532 nt
Organism: Exophiala dermatitidis NIH/UT8656
Lineage: Eukaryota; Fungi; Ascomycota; Eurotiomycetes; Chaetothyriales; Herpotrichiellaceae
Exons: 3
Coding region: 1149-2096 (315 amino acids)
Molecular function (GO): methyltransferase activity
Source: RefSeq, a predicted model, not a curated record
CGUGCGUCCGCAGUCUCUGGCCUUCGUGAUCUUUUCCACAGCGACAAAUGAUAGUAGAAGCCGUGGGUGCCUAGGUACAGUAGGAGUUAAUAGGAUGCAUCGGCCGAGACAGAUGCGAAGCUGUCAAUCGGCAUCGCUUGUUGUUCCUGCGAACUGCUGGUGAUUUGGACAGCACCGACGACUAGUGGACAGCUACUGCAAAGAAUGCUAACAACCACCACCAUCACCACCAUCACUACCGCUACCGCUAUCUUGCCACCGCCACGGUCGGACAGGCUAGAAUCCACAUCUGCAUGACAGAUUAGCUGAUAGUUGCCAUGCGACAAUGUCUCGAACCGAGCCGAGAGACCCUAGAAGCACAUCAUCGGCAUGUGUUGUCGUCGAGGUCGUUUGGUGCUGCUGCUCCUUUGGACCGAAGACGAGAGUUGAACUCUCAGGUUGUAGCAGACAUCCCCGGCCUCCAGAGCUCCUUGAAGCUCACCUUUCGAUCAUAAUGGGUGCAAGAGUGCAGAAUCAGGUACAUACUCAUUCCAGUUGCAUAUCGACGGCUCGCGAUUCUUGAUGAUAUUUGAUUGGGGUGGUCUGUCAAUUGGCACACGGCGAAAGACGGGUCUUCGUUUCUGGUUGGUGCCAAUCCCAAUCCCAAUCCCAGUCCAUCACGGACCUCUUCUCCCCUGGAACUUGAACGGGGUUCAAGCGGGAGCCACCUUUAGCCACGAGGUGAUCCUCAGGAUCCUCCAGGCCGCACAAGUAAAGUGAGACCCCGGAGCUGGACGGUCCAGGCGCAAGUUGCAAGUGGCUGCGUGCCGCCGGGCCUGACUCGAGCUGUGGUUAACAGACCAGUCCCUAAUCCUUCCAAGCCUCUUUGCCCCGUUGUACCCAUUUUAUUUGGUGCCCGCCAUCAAUAAUCAGGCUCCGAUGUCGAGCCGCCUUUUUAUGUCGCGUGGAAGUCGUCAACUUCAACCUCAGCUUACGACCAACACCCUGAACCUCCGCCCGCUAUCUCCUGGAUGAACAAAUAUCGCCAAUCGUGAGUCAAUCAACAGUAUGAGCGACACGUAGGAACAAGUCCAUCUUCAGCUUCAGGUUUCGACAAACAUCAAUUCACCAAAACUAUUACUUCGGGCCUGGCCUCUCUUUGGCCGGCCAUGUCAAUUCCCCACGACAGCGACGCGGAUUCCGCGUACGGCGACAGCGUCUUCUCCGAAACGACAUCUCUAUCAUCCAGCGUCUUCGACUACACAUACGAGAACGGACGACGCUACCACUCAUUCAAAGCCGGCAAGUACUUUGCGCCCAACGAUGAACAGGAACAAGAACGGCUGGACCUUCUGCACCACGUGCAAUCCAUGGUCCUAGGCGGCGAACUACACCGAGCGCCUGUUGAAAAUCCGCAAAGAAUUCUCGACAUUGGCACCGGCACUGGAAUCUGGGCCAUCGACAUUGCAGACAAAUUCCCCGAAGCCCAAAUCAUUGCCACGGACUUGUCGCCCAUCCAGCCGUCAUGGGUCCCGCCGAAUUUGCAGUUUCUCGUCGACGACUGUGAGGCCGAAUGGACCUUCGACCAGAAAUUCGACUGGAUCCGGAUCGGAAACAUGGGCGGAUCCAUUGCCGAUUGGCCCCGUCUGUUCCAACAGUGCAUGGACAAUUUGAAUCCUGGAGGCUGGAUUGAAGUCAUGGACUUUGAGGCCUGGGGGUCCACCGACGACAAUAGCUUGCCUGAAGACAGUUCCUAUCACAAAUGGCAGGUUGAACUUGGCAAUGCGGCCACCAAGUUCGGGAGGGUCAUGAAUGUGAUUCCUCAGAUUAAAGGCAUGCUUGAUGAUGCUGGCUUUCAAGAUGUCAAGGAGGAGGUCUACAAGGUCCCUCUGUCGCCGUGGCCGAAAGAUAAGCGGUUGAAAGAGCUUUCUCUUUACAUGAAUCUCACCAUGACUGAAGCUGCGCCUGCUUAUAGUCUUGCGCUUUUCACUAGAGUGCUCGGCUGGCAGAAGGAAGAGGUCGAGGUUCUGAUGGCUGGUGUGAGGAGCGACCUGAGGAAUCUCAAGUAUCAUCUGUACACACGGAUGCACGUUGUUUGGGGGCGAAAGCCGUUAUGAUGGACUUGGACCGGGACGACUAUGUGUAAAUAAUAACGACGCAAUGGGAUGGGAUGGGAAUUUGAAUUGGGCUUUUGACGUGAAGUGACGAUUGGGAUUGGAUUGAACGGGACAAUGAUCGCCAUGCUUGCUGUUUGGGUAGACGGGACCUUAGUGAACGACCGUUGACAAAUCUGAUGGGUGGCUCGAGUGAAUAUUGUCUUGUUGAGAGGAAGCUUCAGAUGGCGCAAACCGAAAAUGAUGGACGGAACGACACUACGCUCUCAAUUCAAAUGUGUUCUAGCAGGAUAUGCUAGGCCUCUGUGCUUCCUGCGAUAUUCCUUCUCUGUACAAUUACACAACUCUUACACACCAGCCAGUGUCCUGCUCUGACUGGGCCGUUACUAAAGCCUUAACUCCAACGGACCAAAGCCUAGAUUUCUUCACAGGAUUCGAG